Molecule: messenger RNA, 1797 nt
Organism: Purpureocillium lilacinum
Lineage: Eukaryota; Fungi; Ascomycota; Sordariomycetes; Hypocreales; Ophiocordycipitaceae
Product: U4/U6-U5 snRNP complex subunit prp31
Biological process (GO): spliceosomal tri-snRNP complex assembly; mRNA splicing, via spliceosome
Cellular component (GO): U4 snRNP; precatalytic spliceosome; U4/U6 x U5 tri-snRNP complex
Source: RefSeq, a predicted model, not a curated record
AUGUCGACCGUCGCGGACGAGCUGCUCAACGACUUUGGCAGCUCCGGGGACGAGGCGGAAGAGGAGAACGAUGGCCUUGUCCACCGCGAGAAUGACGAGCAAGAUGGCGACGACCAGCGCAACGGGGACGCCAUGGAGGUGGACGGUGCCAAGAAGGACGACGCGAACGGCGAGGACGACAAAAACAUGCCCGACUUAGAGGAUGCGGAGGCGACCAAGGCGAGGGUCGAGAAGAUGCAGCUCGCUGGCGUCAAAGACGUACGCAGCGUCGCGAGCCUCAUGCAGACUUUGGAGCCAGUUCUCGAGAAAAUCGCACACUAUCGAGCCAAGUCCGAGUCGGAGACGUCGGUCAUCGGCAACAUCGAGGACCACCCUGAGUAUAGUCUGCUCACGCAGUCCAACAGCCUGUCCACCAUGAUCGACGGCGAAGUCGCCCUGGUGCACAAGUUUAUUCGCGAUCACUACUCGGCGCGGUUCCCUGAGCUCGAGCGUCUCGUCACGACGCCGCUCGAAUAUGCCAAGGUCGUCUCGAUCAUCGGCAACGGACCGAUGGACUCGGAAAGCAUCAAGUCGCUACAGACUUCCACGAACAACCCCCUUGGCGUGGGCCUGAAAGCCGUCCUCGACGGCCCAUCGCUCAUGAUUGUCACCGUGGAGGCAACGACAUCCAAAGGCCAUGAAAUGAGCGAGGAGGAGCUGCUCCGUGUCCGCCAGGCCUGCGACAUGGCUAUUGCCCUGCACAAGGCCAAGAACACCCUGAUGGAAUACGUGCAGUCCCGGAUGACGAUAUUCGCGCCGAACCUUACGACUCUCAUCGGUUCUCUCACGGCGGCCCAGCUCCUCAACGCUGCAGGCGGCCUGACAGGCCUGUCAAAAACGCCCGCAUGCAACAUACCUUCCUGGGGCUCCAAGAAGCGCCAGGCUGGUCUGGCCACCAACAUUGGUGUCCGGCAGCAGGGCUAUCUCUACCACUCAGAGAUGAUCCAGCAUAUUCCCAACGACUUGAAGAAGCAGGCCAUGAGAAUCGUUGCCGCGAAAUUAGUCUUGGCCGCGCGAGUCGACAGGAUUCACUCGAGCCCUGACGGGAAGACAGGAGACGACCUCAAGUCGGCGUGCCUGGAGCGACUGGAGAAGCUCACGGAGCCUCCGCCAAACAAGGGUGGCCGGGCUCUGCCCGUACCCGACGACAAGCCCGCGCGAAAGCGUGGCGGGCGCAGGGCGCGAAAGGCCAAGGAGGCACUGGCGAUGACAGAUCUGCGCAAGGCCCAGAACCGCAUGGCCUUUGGCAAGGAGGAGAAGGAGGUGGGCUAUGGCACCGGCGAGGGCACCGUGGGCAUGGGCAUGAUCGGCCAGCAGAACGACGGCCGGAUUCGGGCCCUGCAAGUCGACAACCGGACGAGGGCCAAGCUCAGCGCGAAGAACAAGGGUUGGGGCACGGGCAGCACGGUGGGCUCCGCGUCCAACAUCGGGUCGUUUGGCCCCUCCGGCGGCAUCGACCUGGCGGGCAAGGGUCUCCGCUCGUCAGGCGUCGGCAGCAGCGUGGGCGGAGCCGCCUCGUCACUCACCUUUACGCCGGUGCAAGGUCUGCAGCUGGUCGAUCCCAAGACGCAAGCAGAGCUCACCCGCAAGCGCAAAGCGGAGGAGGACCGCUGGUUCAAGGGCGGCUCGUUCACCCAGAUCGGAGGCGGCUCGGGCUCGAGCGCCAACGGUGGCUUCAAGGUGCCCGAGCUGCCGGCCGCGAAGAGGGUCGAUACCGGCGCGUCCAAGAUGGGGCCGCCACCGAGCCGGCAGAAGUGA